Messenger RNA from Vanderwaltozyma polyspora DSM 70294, 279 nucleotides. It is a transcript of the gene DYN2, whose product is annotated as dynein light chain. NCBI's taxonomy places the organism in Eukaryota, Fungi, Ascomycota, Saccharomycetes, Saccharomycetales, Saccharomycetaceae. Gene Ontology annotation, cellular component: cytoplasmic dynein complex. The transcript has a single exon. The record is from RefSeq and is a predicted model, not a curated record. The coding region runs from base 1 to 279 and encodes 92 amino acids. Gene Ontology annotation, biological process: cilium assembly; microtubule-based process. Gene Ontology annotation, molecular function: dynein light intermediate chain binding; dynein intermediate chain binding.
AUGAGUUCUAAUUCCAAUUUGACCCCAGUUUUGAAGUCGUCAGAUAUCUCUGAUGAAAUAAAGGAUGAGAUCUUCAAGAUAAGUUUAGAUGCUGUGGAGAAAUACCAGCUGGAACGUGAUCUUGCCGGAGCUAUUAAGAAGCAAUUGGAUGUUAAAUAUGGUAAUACUUGGCAUGUAAUUGCCGGUAAAAGUUUUGGAAGUUAUGUCACUCAUGAAAAGGGCCAUUUCAUUUACUUUUACAUCGGUCCAACUGCCUUCCUGGUGUUCAAGACUGCUUAA